AUGAAUCGGUGUAUGGAGAAAAAGGAGGGAAAUACUCCCUCCAAAACCACUCUAUGUGGGAAACAUGACAGCGAGACAAAAGCUCAAAGAGCAGCCUCAGUGUACUCAGGAGUGUGCACACAGGUCUUUAAAGAGGAGAGAGGGCUGUACCAGGACAAGGUGUUCUGCUUUGUGCAUCUGAGCGUUCAGGAGUUUAUGGCUGCUCUUCAUAUCCACCUGACAUUCAUCAACUCUGGAGUCAAUCUGCUGGCAAAAGAACCACAGUCAACCUCACAGAGGUCUGAAACAACAAAAGACAAAUCUGCUAUGACACACUUCUACCAGAGGGCUGUGGACGAGGCCUUACAGAGUCCAAAUGGACACCUGGACUUGUUCCUUCGCUUCCUCCUGGGUCUUUCACUGCAGACCAAUAAGACUCUCUUACAAGGCCUGUUGACAAAGACAAGAAAUAGCUCAAAGAUUAAUGAAGAAACAGGUAGGUACAUCAAGAAGGUAAUUGGGGAGACUUACUCUCCAGAUGACAGCAUCAAUCUGUUCCACUGUCUGAGCGAGCUGAGAGACUGUUCUCUAGUGGAGGAGAUUCAACAGUACCUGAGAUCAGGAAGUCUAACCACAAAAAAACUCUCUCCUGAUCAGUGGUCAGCUCUGGUCUUCAUUUUAUUGUCAUCAGAAAAAGAUCUGAAAGUGUUGUGUGGCUGUAACCUGUCAGACAGGAGCUGUGAAUCUCUGUCAUCAAUUCUCAGCUCCCAGUCUUCUGAUCUGAGAAAGCUGGGCUUGAGUAACAACAACCUGCAGGACUCAGCAGUAAACCUGCUUUCUGCUGGACUGAAGAGUCCACACUGUACACUGGAAACUCUCAGGCUGAUUGGCUGUAACAUGUCAGAGAGAAGUUGUGAAGCCCUGGCCUCAGUUCUCAGUUCCCAGUGCUCUCGUCUGAGAGAGUUGGAUUUGAGUAACAACGAUCUGCAGGAUUCAGGCAUGAAGCUACUGUCUGCUGGACUGAAGAGUCCACAUUGUGCAGUGGCAACUCUCAGGUUGUCAGGCUGUAUGAUCGCAAAGGAAGGCUGUGCUUCUCUGGCCUCAGCCCUGAGCUCCAACCCUUCCCAUCUGAAAGAGCUGGACCUAAGCUACAGUCAUCCAGGAGACUCAGGAGUGAAGCAGCUAAAGCAGGAUCCCCACUGGAAACUGGCCACUCUCAAGGUGGACCAUGGGGGAGUGCAGAGGCUGAGAUCCGGUGUUAGAAAGUAUGCUUGUGAACUCACACUGGACCCAAACAUAGCACACACAAACCUCAAACUGACCAACAACAACACAAAGGUGAUAGUGAGAGAGGAGCAGCCAUAUCCUGAUCACGAAGAGAGAUUUGACUUUUGGUCUCAGGUGCUGUGUGAAAAUGGUCUGACUGGUCGCUGUUACUGGGAAGUGGAAUGGACAGGAGACAUUCGCAUUGUGGUGACUUACAGAGGAAUCAGAAGGAAAGGAGAUACAGAUGACUGCAAGUUUGGGAGGAAUGAUCAGUCCUGGAGUCUGAACUGCUCCAGCGGUGGUUACUUAGUGUGUCACAAUGACAGAGAAACCAAAGUCCCUCUCCCCUCUGCCCCCUUCUCUAAAAGAGUGGCAGUGUAUGUGGACUGUCCUGCUGGCACUCUGUCCUUCUACAGAGUCUGCUCUGACGAACUGAUCCACCUCCACACCUUCCACUGCACAUUCACCGAACCUCUCUACCCGGCUUUUGGACUCUGGUUUAGGUGUUCAUCAGGGUGUGGCUCCAGGCUCAGGGCUGGUUAAUUAGUGUCUCUGUGCUCUCUGUAGGAGGGUCCAUGUACAGAAAGACAGACAGAUGACCAUCACACAUACUCUGCACUGAGCAGAUUUCAGGCAGUGUUCAGAAAGACAUUAGCUCUGCAAGAAAAAAACCCUCUCAUUCGUUUGAAUGGGAGUAACAUGAAUGCUGUGUGUCUACAGUUUACCUUACAAUAACUUUGCAGAGUUUGUAAACUCUUGUCUGUGAGUAUUAUGAAACGAAGUGCAGUAUUUUGGUGUCUAAUAAGCCCUAAAGUGUAGAGAUUUGUUACAUUUAAUUGUAAUAGCUUUUUUUUAGAAUCAUUCUUUUAUUCCAUGUGUAAUUUGUUUUGUAUCAAUUUGCUCUGUUAUUGUUACUGUCUGUACUGAGCAGCAUUCAGCUCUAUUAAUAUUUUAAUGUCAUAAAAUAUACCCAGCCCUGGGAGUUUGGUGAUGUUUUGUUUCAAGACCACCAUUUCAAGAUCAUGUCUCAAAUACUGUAUCUUUUCAUCACAAGGUCAGAAAUAAUGCUUUUGUGUGGUUCUCAGUUAUUUUAUUACUCUUCUACACUAUAGAUAAUAACCUAAUGAUCAGAACCUAUAAAUCUCAUUAUAUGCAGACAGUGAACAUGGGUUGGAAAUGUAUGAGAUAAAUUUCCAGUCGCUCCUCUAA
Molecule: messenger RNA, 2454 nt
Organism: Thunnus maccoyii (southern bluefin tuna)
Lineage: Eukaryota; Metazoa; Chordata; Actinopteri; Scombriformes; Scombridae
Product: NLR family CARD domain-containing protein 3-like
Exons: 7
Coding region: 1-1788 (595 amino acids)
Molecular function (GO): protein binding
Source: RefSeq, a predicted model, not a curated record